AAUUUCUCCCAUUCUUCUUUCCUUCUUCCUUCCCCCUUUUCCGCUGUUCUUCUUCUCUGAUGCGAUUUUUCAGCUGAACCAAAAAAAAUGUUGUCUCAGUCUUGCAUAGAGUGUCUGAGUUUAAUCUCCGUCGAUGAUUUCCGCGUCAUCAAUCGCCGGCCGACUCCCGCGGCCAUCAAGCUCCCUUCUUCACCCCCUUCUUCAGUCCCCACCCAACAUCAGCAGCAACAACAACAACCCAGAUGCCCGCCUUCUCCGGCCGCCGCGCCGCCGUCGCCGGAGCGCCGGGUCGUGGUGGCGAACCACCUCCCCAUCCGGGCCAUACCCGACCCGAACAAGCUCUCCACGGCGCCGUGGCGGUUCGAGCUCGACGAGGACUCCCUCUACCUCCAGCUCCGCGACGGUUUCUCGCCGGAAACAGAGGUCUGGUACGUCGGCUGCCUGAAGCCCGAAAUCGACCCGAAACAUCAAGAGGAGAUUUCACAGACGCUGGCGGAAAAUUUCCGGUGCGUCCCAGUUUUCCUGCCGCCCGAUGUGCUCAACAAUUUCUACCACGGCUUCUGUAAGCACUACCUCUGGCCUCUGUUUCACUAUAUGCUGCCCAUCUCGCCGGCGCACGGCGGCGCCGCCCGAUUCGACCGGAGGAAUUGGCAGGCAUACGUCUCGGCGAACAAAAUCUUCGCGCAGAGAGUGGUGGAAGUGCUGAAUCCGGAGGAGGAUUCGGUUUGGAUCCACGAUUACCAUCUCUUGCUCCUCCCCACUUUUCUCAGAAAAAAGUACCACAGAGUGAAAUUGGGGUUCUUUCUCCACAGCCCAUUUCCCUCAUCGGAAAUCUACAGGACGAUUCCCGUGAGGGAGGAGAUUCUUCGGGCUCUGCUCAAUUGCGAUUUGGUAGGGUUCCACACUUUCGAUUACGCCCGCCAUUUCCUGUCCUGCUGCAGCAGAAUGUUGGGGCUGGAUUACGAAUCGAAGAGAGGGUAUAUCGGAUUGGAGUAUUUUGGGCGAACUGUGAGCAUCAAAAUCCUGCCAGUGGGGAUUCACAUGGGCCAGCUCGAAUCGCAUCUCAACGGCGGCGAGAUCGUGGAGAAGGUGAAGCAGCUGAGAGACAAGUACAAGGGGAAGACCUUGAUUGUUGGGGUCGACGAUUUGGACAUCUUCAAAGGGAUCAGCCUCAAGUUUCUCGCAAUGGGGAGAUUGCUGGAGCAGAAUCCGGAUUUGAGAGGCAGAGUUGUUCUUGUCCAGAUUUGCAACCCAGCAAGGAGCAAAGGGAAAGACGUCAGAGAAGUGGAGGACGAGAUCAAUUCGGUGGCGAAUUCGGUGAAUCGGAGGUUUGGCAAAGCAGCAGAGGGUUACAGUCCGAUUGUGUUCAUCAAUGGUGGAGCUCUGACAACUAUGGAGAAGGCUGCUUACUACGCAGUUGCAGAAUGCUGCGUAGUGAAUUGCAUCAGGGACGGUAUGAAUUUGGUUUCUUACAAGUACACUGUUUGUAGGCAGGGGAGCCCUGUUCUUGACGGUGACAAGAUUGAGAAGAAGAAGAAGAGCGUCUUGAUCGUUUCGGAGUUCAUCGGGUGCUCCCCGUCGCUCAGCGGGGCGAUCAGGGUGAACCCGUGGAACAUCGAGGCGGUCGCGAUCGCGAUGUCGGAGGCGAUCACGAUGAAGGACGACGAGAAGACGAUGCGCCACGAGAAGCACUACAAGUACAUCAGCUCCCACGACGUGGCCUACUGGGCGAGGAGCUUCGACCAGGACCUCGAGCGGGCCUGCCGGGACCACUACAACAAGCGGUACUGGGGGGUCGGGUUCGGUCUCGGGUUCCGGAUCGUCGCCCUGGGCCCGAGCUUCAGGAAGCUCGAGAUCGAGCCGAUCCUGACAGCCUACAGGAAGACCUCGUCGUCGUCCAGCAGGCUCGUCCUGCUGGACUACGACGGCACCAUGACCCCACAGGCGUCCGUCGACAAGUCCCCCAGCGACGAGGUCAUCGCCGUCCUGAACCGGCUCUGCGACGACCCCCGGAACGUCGUGUUCGUCGUCAGCGGGCGGGGGAAGGAGCCGUUGAGCAAGUGGUUCUCCCGGUGCCCCAAAUUGGGGAUUUCUGCGGAGCAUGGUUACUUCACUAGGUUGGAAGAGGGAAUCGUCGUGGGAGGCGUGCCACGUGGUGACGGACAGCGACUGGAAGAAGAUAGCGGAGCCGGUGAUGGAGCUCUACACCGAGACGACGGACGGGUCGUUCAUCGAGCACAAGGAGAGCGCAUUGGUGUGGCACUAUCAGGAGGCAGAUGCGCAUUUCGGGCAGAGUCAGGCCAAAGAGCUCCUCGAUCACCUCGAGAAUGUGCUCGCCAAUGAGCCUGUUGUUGUCAAGAGAGGACAGCACAUUGUUGAGGUCAAACCCCAGGGAGUGAGUAAAGGCAUCGUGGUGUCGAAUUUGAUCUCGACGAUGCAGAGCGAGGGGAAGUCGCCCGACUUCCUGCUCUGCAUUGGGGACGAUCGAUCCGACGAGGACAUGUUCGAGUCGAUAGCGAGUCAGGUCGAGAACCCACACUCGCCGUCGAUUGCAGAGGUGUUCGCCUGCACGGUCGGGCAGAAGCCGAGCAUGGCCAAGUAUUACCUUGAUGACACUAGCGAAGUGAUCAAGCUGCUUCAAGGGCUUGCCAAUGCUUCUUCAGGAGUAGAGAGACCAUGGAAUCGAGGUUUAUGCAAAGAAGAGGAUGAAAGGUAACCAAACCCUAGCUUCUUCAAAAAAUGGAGAGUAUAGAAAGAGAAAGAUGGUUAGGAGAGUUCAAAAAUAGAGAGCCUAAAAUGGUGGUAAAAAAAGAAUGAAAGAAAAGGGUAGAUCUUUGUACAGAAGAUGAUGAUUAUGAUGAUAGGUUUACUUCAGCUUACAGCAUGUGGAUUUCUUUUCCCCCCCUGUUUUGUUGUUGGUUUUGUGAUGGGUUUAUACUUAACAAUUCUCAUAUUUGACUGAAUUCAUAUAAUCCAUUCUUUCAUUGCAAGAA
This is a messenger RNA of Linum tenue, 2993 nucleotides long. The record is from the annotation of a GenBank genome assembly. Lineage: Eukaryota; Viridiplantae; Streptophyta; Magnoliopsida; Malpighiales; Linaceae.